AUGUCUUCCCGCCGCAGCGCCAUGUUCAAGGAGGAGGAAUGGGCGCGUGUCCAGCCGAUCAUCCGCAAGCUUUACCUCCUCGAGGACAAGAGUCUCAAGGAUGUCAUCAUCAUACUGAGCACACUCCACGGCUUUCGUCCAAGCAAGGCCCAGUUGGAAUCGAAACUCAAGCAAUGGCACAUGGCCAAGAACAUGACGAGCAUGGAGUGGAAGCACGUCGACACGAGGAUACGCAAGCGACGCCUCCAUGGCAAGGAGAGCAAGGUCUAUCUGUCAGGUAUUCCGCUGCGUCCUGCGACUGUUGAGAAGGCGAGAGGCCGCCAUUCCUUCGAGUCUACCCUCGACAGAGUCAAAGGAAAGGCGCCACCUUCACCAGAAGAUCUGUCCUUGAUCAUCCGCACCCCAUCCCCGCCGGCAGAGGUACAAAUAUGGAAUACACACAACAUUCCCUGGCUACUCGCAACAAAAUUCUUCAGAGUGUUCACCCUUGGGACGAUCCUCCAAGCUCGCCUCAGCAUUCGUUUCCCAGUCGAACAGCUGUUUUCUCUUGUUCUCGAAGAUCAUCCCAAGCUUUCCUGUCACACUAGCAAGCUUCAGUACACAAUGCGAUCGCUUGCAUUGAUUAUGCCCGCAACGCACCAGGAACAUCACGUAUUUCGUGCUGAAAGCCUUCUCCUAUCCCCGUUGUUGUCGGCUAGCAUAACUUCGGAGUCAUUCGAGCUUCUCUUUUUCCUUCUAUCCAACAAUUUUCUGACCGGUGCAUACGCUUUCGAAGACCGGAAAAAGCAGUAUGCAGUAAUCGGAUUGCUACUGGACAUGGUUCAAAGAUUUCGCGUUCUGGAUUUAUUCAGAACGCAACCGUUCGCAACGCUUCCAUUAAGCUUGCAGUCAGCCUUGAACCGUCUUUUCAAACAAGCCGUUCAGAGACAAGAGCUCAAUCUCGUACGCCAGCUGCUUCAAGUAGGUGUUGAUGUCAACCAAUACCUAUAUGUUAUGACUUGCGGCUCGCUUCCUUUCAUUGCGUGCAGGGCAAUCGAAUACGCGGUACUGGUGUACGACACGGCGUUGAUGAAAACCCUCAGCGAUUUCGGAGCCGAUUCUCGGUUCGGAAAUAUGAACAUGAUUCUCUGGGCAUUGUGGAGGCGGAAGAGAUAUGCCUCGGCCUCAGAACGUUCUAUUGUCUACAUUCUAUCGAACUGCAACUUGCGCCCGGAGAAUCACCAAGGGGCUGGUCUAAUUGAUGCAACAUGUCAAGCAAUUGGGUCAGAUAUGGCUUGUUCAGUCUCUGAGCAAACCAUCGGGUUCCUCCGUGUCUAUUUUCGAAAGCCAGCAUCGGUAUUGAGCUUACUGGUCGCGGCGGUCAAGUCAAACAGCAUGUUUACGUUGGAUUUAUUAUCAGAAAACCGCCAUCUUCUCAACAUCUCAAACAGCCUGGGAGAGAUGCCUUUGAAUGCAGCUGUGUGCACGGGUCUUCGUCGAGUAGUAAACCACCUGCUACAGUUGGGAGUCGACCUCAAUCCACCACCGAUACGGGCUGGUAAAGAUCUGGUCUUCGCCUCGCCCCUCCAAUGCGCUGCUUGUUUUGCCGACAUCAAUGGCAUUCGUCAGCUUGUAGAUGCAGGAGCUGAUAUCAACUUGUGCCACUCUUCCACUGCAAUCUAUAACCUCCCCGCAUCAAUGAAAGUCGAGGAUUCGUUCCAUGUUGACGGAUUCUCAAUGGGUUAUCUAGGGAAAACCGCUCUACAAGCGGCCAUACAUGGCAGGAAUACAGAUGCGGCACUGUUCCUGCUGGCUGCCGGUGCAAAGCUAGUGGGCGGAGAGUUAGCUCUGGCUAUCCGUUCUCGCCAACAAAGUAUUAUCAAUGCGGUUCUGGCAAAGGGAGCCUCAUUAAGAGAUGCCACAGAUACUGAAUGUGGUUCAGUUCUUGAGGCAGCUGUUCUGACAGAAGACGUCGAUUUGAUUUCAUGGAUCAUCGAAGCCAACCCCCAAGCCGUCGACGAACUGGCUUUGUCGGCUGCCAUUUUUGUCGCAAAGACUACUUCGAACCUCACCACCAUCCGCUACCUUGUGGCGGAGUAUGCGAAAAAACCAGCGUCCAAUGAUCUAUGGCUAGGAACAACCAUAACCCUAGCAGCGCAGCUAGGUUUACAUGAGAUUUCGGAGCUUAUGUUGACUUCCGGUCUGCAUCCAACAACGUGUUGCCGUGCCGACUCACUUCACCCACCUCCACCUCCAGAUUGGGGGUUUCCACGUCAGAUACGCAUGCCUAUUGAUUAUCUCCGUUGGCGUAGGAUCAUCCAGCAGAACGAUGCCCCUUCUCUGUCUCUGAUCAAUGGCGCAAUGAAGAACGGACAGUUGGAGUAUCUCGAACUAUUGCUACAACAUGGCUAUCAGGCGCCCGAGUUCGUGGAUACGCUACCCCGAAUGGAUGCAAACCUUGAAUUUCUCCAAACACUUCACAAGCAUGGAAGCAGGAUGACCUCUCGACUUCUCUCAAACUCUAUAGAAUACGGCUAUGAUCAGAUCACCCAGUGGAUCUUAUCGCUAAAUAUGGAUCUUGCUGCAACUAUACACGACGACGAAUUAAAAACUGUGCCUUUUAUGAGAACACCGUUGCAAGCCGCGGCAGAGAAAGGAGACAUCACUUUGCUCGAAAGACUCAGUACACUAGGUGCCAACAUCAACGAUCCCCCAGCGAGGUGGGGUGGGGUCACGGCACUCCAAGCUGCUUCUAUCCAAGGGUACUAUGGUCUCGUGAAAAGAUUGCUGGACUUGCAAGCAGAUCCUAAUGCACCGGGAGCAGUCAUCUAUGGCCGAACAGCGCUGGAAGGAGCGGCCGAACAUGGGAGGUUGGACGUGGUGCAACUACUUCUCAAUUCGGGGGUCGAGACCUGUGGCAGCGGCCGCCGUCAUUAUGUUCGAGCCAUCGAGUUCGCUCGUAGAGAGUGUCACCAUAUUGUUUUGAAGCUUCUCAGGUCCCACCGGCCUUGGACCGAAGCAGACCAGGAGCUUCUCGAGGACGAAACUCUUCUGAAUCCUGACCAGACUCCAGAAGGUAUCGCAGAGCGGCGCAGAGAGCUCGAGGGACACAUAUCUCAGGCAACAAAUGAUGACGAGACCAGCGGUUACGAAACUAGCGAGUAUGAAGACAGCGAGUACGAAGACAGUGAGUACGAAAAUAGUGAAAACGAAACCAGCGACGAUGAAGCCAUCAACGAUAACGCGGAAGAGGCGAGCCUCAAUCGCCUUCCAGCUCCAACUCUUGAGGAAACCAGGGAGGUUCUACGGAUCAAUGACGAGACCCCGGUUCUACCCGGGGACGCCAUCUGGGCAGAAGCAUACGAGAAUUGGUCUUCGGAGUUCCCUUGGUCAAUGGAAUAAG
Colletotrichum destructivum is the source of this 3382-nucleotide messenger RNA. Its product is annotated as Putative Clr5 domain, ankyrin repeat-containing domain superfamily. NCBI's taxonomy places the organism in Eukaryota, Fungi, Ascomycota, Sordariomycetes, Glomerellales, Glomerellaceae. The record is from RefSeq and is a predicted model, not a curated record. Gene Ontology annotation, molecular function: protein binding. Bases 1 to 3381 code for a protein of 1126 amino acids. The transcript has 4 exons.